Messenger RNA from Tetrahymena thermophila SB210, 6489 nucleotides. RefSeq names its product transmembrane protein, putative. The record is from RefSeq and is a predicted model, not a curated record. The transcript is spliced from 16 exons. Gene Ontology annotation, molecular function: ubiquitin protein ligase activity. Gene Ontology annotation, biological process: mRNA processing; protein ubiquitination. NCBI's taxonomy places the organism in Eukaryota, Ciliophora, Oligohymenophorea, Hymenostomatida, Tetrahymenidae.
AUGAACAUUGGUAAAAGUAACGAUGAUCGCAAGAAGCAGAGACUUGCGAAUGCUUAAAAUAUCUUAAACACCAAUAUGACUGCCAAUAGUUUUUAUAAGACUAAUAAUAACCUUAAUAACAAUCCUACCAGUUAAAGAAAUCUAAAUGGUGAAAGAGGAAGCGCUUUUGAAGAUCUAUAAUUAAACGAUUAGUUUUUGAACUAGUUUUAGCAAAAAGAUAAUUCAGCAGAUUUUUCAUAAAAAUCCAAUGUGAUGCUUCCAUUCGAUGACAAUAAUUAGAAUAUGUUGAAUAAUUCGUAAAAUAACAUCAAUACCUAAACAAAUAUAAUGGGCAAUAAUAACUAACAAAGCUCCAUGAACAUGAUUGGAGGUGGUAAUAGGAACAGUAACAACACUUCAUAAAAUAAUAUUAUAGUGACCUAAAACAAUACUUUGAUAACUCAAAAUAACACAUUAGUUACUCAGAAUAAUUUAAUUACAGGCAACAAUAAAACUUAAGCAACUAAUAACAAAAACGUGAAAGCUUAAUUAGCUCCUAUUUCCAGCGAAAGAGGUUAAAUAGAAACCAGUAGUGGCAAGUUUGAUAUCAAUAGACUUGAAGAAAUGAUUUCUAACAACUAAACAAAAGUUACCUAGCCUAAUGCUAUUACCAAUAAUAGCAACGUUAGUAAUAAAAGGCAGUAACAAAGCAAUCUUUUUUAAAAAAAGCAGCAAAGAGGAUAGAAAUAAAAUAAUCCCUCAGGACUUAUGCAGGUUAAGGGAAAUAACAGCCAAGCGGUAAAUAACAACUAAACUAUUAAUGAUCCAAAAACUAAAAUGAAUACUGAUAACAUGACCAGUUAGAAUUUACUGUAUAAUUCUAAAGAAAUAUAAGAAACUAUUGAUAAUGGAUCUGGCUUUGAAUAAACAAAAGGUCAAAACAUUCACAUUCUUGAUGAUGAAAUAGACCAAAACAACAACGAAAAAAAAGGAGUAUUGUAUCCUGCUAAAAUAAUAAAUUCUUAAAAGCGUAAGAGUGUUUAUGAAGAUCAAAUAUAAAGACCUCCUUCUAAAUCAACAAUAGAAAUUUUAGGAAUAAUUUGUCAGGCUUAAGCAAAACUUUGUGUUUUGAUAUGCCAAGGCAUUAGAGCGCUCUCUCAAAAAUUUGAAAAUUGUGUAAGUAAAAUAUUUAGAAGUAGGGUUGGCUCUGAGCUUAUUUGGUUAUUCGGAGCUGUUUUUAUCUGCUGGCUAGUAUACAUGGGAAUUACAUACAAUUCAAGAGAUAUUACAGAUUCAAAUUAAUAUGAUUCAUUAAAACAAUAUAUUUCUAAUAAUAUUAUUUUGGGAUCAUUUAUAUUUAUCGCUUACGGAAUCAUAUUCCUCUCAAUUAGAAAUUGGACGGCUUACCUUUUACUGUUCUUUUUCUAAGCUGUUCCUUCAUUGAUUAUAUUUAUGUACUAUGUCUACGAUACCUUAAAGCUUAGAAAUAGGUUGCACAUUCCUUCACCUGAUUAUAUUUAAUGUGCAUAUAUUUUUGGCUUAUAUUUCUUUUGGAUGGCAACUUUCUUUGUCAUUAAAGAUCUUAGGGAAAGUUUCAACAUCUCAGCAAGAAAUUUCUUCAUGUUAUUCUGGUGUAUUGUCACCGCUGCACUAGUAAUAGGCUACACAGUUUAUACAGUUUCGACAACUUGGAAUUUAGAUUUUUAUUGGGGAGAUCAUUACAUCAAAAUUCUUGCUGGACCCUACAUUUUGAUUUUAGCAUUAAGUUGGAUUUAUAUGCAUUUCAGUUUCUUUGAUCCAAUUCUCUAAAAGGUCCCUGAUCGUUAAUUAGCAGCUGAUGAAAAUGAAUUAGAGAAACUAGAACAAAAAAAAUAAUAAAAGAAAAAGUAUGAAUCUGUUAAAGUUAUUAUUCCUGAUUAAGAUGAUGAGCAACAUGAAUCAUUUUUAAAGAAGUAAUCCUCAAAUGAAUAGCAUAAUCAACAUGAAGAACAUGAUGACUAAGAAUUUUUAGAAGAAGUUCAUGAUGCUGAAGGAGGUGGUGCUUUUGGAAUAACCUAAUAAGGAGAUACUAUCGGAGUUCAUUCAGAAAAGAAAGAAGGAGAGGAAACUCCUUAAGAUUUAACAGAAGAAGAAAAAGCUAGACUUGAAUAGGAAAGACUUGAGGCAGAGGAACAAGAAAGACUUAGAAUAGAAGAAGAAGAAAAAGAUAAUGAGUUAAGAGAAAUUGAAAAACGUAAACUGCUUCUUAAAAUUGAAUUACGUAGAGAUAAACCUGAUCCUAGAAUGAAAGUGAUUAUGUAGAAUUAUUCUGUUAUUUUCUGCUCUUGUGUUUUUGGUGGUAGUUUAAUUGUCUUAACUGUAAACUCAAUGUUAAAUAUGGCACACGAUUUGCAAAUAGGAUAAGAUGAUAACUUAUUUUUAAAUUAAAGAGGAUUUUAUUUAAGUGUAUUUUACAUUUUUAUAGUUCCUAUUAUUUGCUUGUUAGGUACAGCACUCAUUUUCUCAUAAGCUAGUGAUAAAAUCAAGCUAAUAGUUUUCCCAAUAAUAGGUGGAUUAGUUCCAGUUCUAUUUUUCAUGCCAUUCUCUGUAGUUACAGAUUUAUUCUAUAACUUAAGACCCUUGAAAACAUUCUUUGCAAUAGGCCCUUGCAUUUUAGGAUUAUAUUGGGUAAGUUUAAUCUUCAUAAAAAUCAAGAGUAUUUAAUUCUCUAUGUUACUGAAUGGUUACAUUUGCCUGUUCUUUAUCAUUCCUUUGCUCUAUAUUCUACCACAACGUUCAGUCGAUUACUAUGGAGCAUAUGAUAACAUUGCUUAAGGAAUAGAGCUUGCUUUGAUUAUUAUUGGUAUUAUCUUAUUGUUGACUUUAGUGUUUAUUGAUAUCUUCCUUGAGAUUAGAAAGAGAUUCCGUAGAAGGGCUCUAAAAAAUAAGUUGAAAAAAGAAGGACGUCGUUAAGAAAUAGAAGAAAUAGAAAAGGAGGAAUUUGAAGAAGGCUAAAAAUUCGAAAUUUCUAAUAUCUUUAAAUACGAUUUAUACGAUUUUGGUUUAUGGGGAAAUGCCUUUGGCUAUAUAUUUACAUUAACUGUACUAGCAUUCAUGUAUUUCAAUUAGCCAAAAUGGAUUUCUCUCCAACAAUCAGGUGCUAUUAUUGGUAUGCAACCAGUUAUACUUUUGCUAUUUUUAAUUUCUUUAAUUGUGUUGUUACUCAAGAUUAUUCCUGAAAAGUAAAAAGUAGCAGUCUCUUUUUCUGAGUAAAUUACUUAACUUGUUGAGAGUAAAGGAGAAAGAUAAAUUACUCUAGACAGGCAGCACAAAGCUAAAAGAACUAUUCUUAUGUUUAGUUUUGUCUAUGCACCAAUUAUACUAGGUAUUUUGAUUGCUGUAUUCCAUAAUAAUGAUGAAGUUAAAUCUAAUUGCAUUACCAUGAUUAUUGGAUUCCCUAUAGUGGCUAUCGUUUUCCUUCUUUUUUAUAAGCUUAAACAAAACUUUGAAGGACAUGCUCGUACUGCAGUACCAGCUCUAGUUGUAUUUUGCUGGAUUUUCCUUUACCUUCCCUUAGCUGGUAUUUUGCCUUCAAGUGUUUUAUAUCUCUCAAAUGAUGAUGAAUCUGAUGUAAAUUAUGAAAGACUCCUUCUUGGAUUCUUAAUUAUUUUAUUAUUCCUUGGUAUCGCACUCUUUGCUAUUUUUAUCCAUUUAUACUUCAAAAGAAGAGAUUUCGAAAAGAAAUUCUUAUUCAUUGCAUCUAAGCUAAUAAGAAAGCUUGCUAAAGUCCACGUUAAAUCAGAUUAUCAUGUUAUUAACUUGAUGUAUUAGGGUUAUAUUAGCAAAGGAGCUGAAGGAAUAAAAGAAGCCUUGAUCAAUUUGCAGAAACCUGUUUAUUACGCUGAAGUUUCAGACAAAGAUCCUGAUCCUCGUUACUCUAAAAUAAUCAUAGAUGCAUAUGCAUAUGAGAAGUUAAAUAAAAAAGAAAAGACUAACCCUAAUAAAUGUUGGGAUAAAUUUGUUAGUUGGUUCUUCUAUAUCUUUUGUUGCUGCUAUAAAGAUUACUAUGCACGUUUGAUGGCUUAAAUAGCUGCUGAAAGAAAUAAAAAUGGGGCUGGCGAUGGGGAUGGCUCUGAUGGUAACAAGGAUCUCUAAAAUAUCAUGGAUGAAGCCCUUAAAAAGCAACAAGAAUAAGAAGAGGAGGAAGAAUAGAUCAUAGAAGAGGAUCCAUGGCUUAAAAAAUAUAUCAUUGAUAAGAAAUUCAGACCUAUUCAUGAAAAGAUUAUUGAACCUUUGAGAAGAUAUGAUCUUGGUCAGCAAUUAGAAAUAAGCAAACCCUGGACUGAUGCUUUCUUGAGAAAUGUGUUUUACGUGUUUGCUUAAGGCUCCUCAACCAAAUUUGAUGGGCUUAAAUGGAAAGACUAUGUUAUGUUUAAAGAACUACUAAUUAAAGGUGGUGUAAUUCCAUGUGACGAGAUUCAAGAUCAUGAAAUUGAUAUCAUUUACAAUAAAUUUACUUCUGUAGAUGGAAAACCUAAUAAAAAACCUAUUUCAUAUUUUGAAUUCCCUAAAAUUUUAAAGGAAGUUGCAAAAAGGAAAUAUCCUUUUGAACUAGACGUAGAUGAAGCUCUUGGUAAAUUAUGUAAAAAUUGGCUUUAUCCUUACUUGCUAUGGAACCUUCCACCUAUUCGUGGUCUUUACAGACAUGAAUGGGAUUAUGUCUUGUUUUUACUUAAACUUUACGGAUUGGACGAUUUAUAUAAGGAACUUAUCGAAGAAGAUGAAGGAUUUUACUACAGACUUAAGAAGGAAUUAGGAUUGAUGCCUAAAGACGAAACCGACGAUAUCAUAUUACCUGAUAUUGAUGCCAGAAUGAAGAAUAGAAAAACAAAGUGCUAGAGAUGUAUUGAAAGAUUUAACAAAUACAUGAAAUCUCUUAUGGAAAACACAAGCUAUUUCUGUAAAAGUUUAUGUCUCCUAGAUAAAGAUAUCAAGAGUAACGGAAAAGAUGAAAUAGACUUAGAAGUGAAUUUGAUCAACAAUGAUCUCUUGGCUCCCUAAUAAUUUGGUGCAAAGAAAAAGAAAAAUGGACAAGGAUACAUUCAUGAAGAAUCUCCAGAGUGGCCUGAAAUUGUUGACAUUAUGGUUGAUGAAAUUUAACAUUAAGAAAAAUAAUUUGCAAGACUCAAAGACAAAGAAAUUGGUCUUGUUGAGUUAAGAAGCAACUUUACAAACAGGUUUGCUAUAUUCUUCAAGAUUCUUGAGUAUAUCGGAAUGGCAUUUAUUGCUUUCAGACCUGCAGUUACCUAAUGGGGAUUCAGCACCAUAGUUUACCAAGUUCUCAACUCCAUGGACACCGAAAUACCCAAUACCAAUUUCUCAAUUAAGUUUGGUGUGGGCCUUGGCCUUUCUAUUGCCUUCUUCAUUUUCUUGUAUAAAUCAGUUCAGAGAAUUAGAACACUAAGAUUUGGAUCAUGUGAAUAAAAGAACAAAAAGCUUUAUUGUAGUGCUGAUUUCUGGUAAAUUUAAUUCUUGAGCAUGGCAGGUAUAGCGAUGAUGUUCUGGAUUUUCAAGAUUCUUUUAGAUGGCAUGUCUUGUGAUUACUCUGUGGUUCCUAAAUAUUUAUAUCAACAACCAGACUUCAUUUGCUUGGAAUAAAAAUAAAUUACACUGAUUGGACUUGGCGUUUUGGGUAUAUUCAUUUUCUAUCCUAUGGCUAGUUUCUUGUGGCCAAACGUUUAAUACUAGAAUAGAUCUUUAGAUUUAAGAUAUGACCCAACUUAUUUGGUUAUUUCAACUCAAGUGAAAUUCUUACUUGCUGGUGGUACUGCUUUCCUUGCACAUCCCGAUGUUCAAGUUUAUUACUUUGCUUUCUCAACAAUCCUGCUUUUAUUGUUUGCAUUUUUAACUAAUAAAAUGAAACCUUGUUUACUCAAAAAGGUUAAUCCUUUGGAUAUGGGAGGCUAUUUCUUAUGUGGCUGGUUCCAUUUAAGUGCAUUAAUAGUAACUGCUACUGAAAAUACAACUAUUGCUUGGAUUGUCCUUGCUGUAGGUGCUUUCUUGAUAUGUCUUUUAUCAUUGUUUAACUGGAAGAUUAUUCAUGAUAAAGACUUAGCUGAAAGAGAAAAGAGAUUGGCAAAUGAAAAGAAAGAUGUCAAUCCAGAAGUCUAAGUCUAGGAUUAAGCUGAAGAAGUAGAAAUAGAAUAAUAGGAACCUGAACCUGUUAUGGAUGUAGAUAAAGUGCUCUAUGAAGAAUGGGAUCAACAAAUUAAAACUUAUGACCCAGAACUACUCAAAAUCACCAAAGAGCUCUAAGAAACAAGAAAGAAAAGAAUUGAUGAGAGAAAUAAAAAGCUAAAAGAACUUGAAAGACGUUAAAAGCUUAUUGCAUAAAUGGAUAAAGAAGACGAAGAGGAUGGCAUCAAAUCUAAAGAAAAAGUGCCUGGAGAAGAUGGCGAAGAUGAUUUAGAAGCUUAAAAGAAAAAGGAAGAAACAGUAGGACUUCAGAAAAAGACAACAAUCAAGCUAUGA